CGGCCGCCCAGGGCCCGCGCGCUCUGCAGUCGGACGCGCUGGGCACGGGCAACUCCGCCGCGAACUACAAGUCCCCGCGGCCCCUUCGCGGGCGCCGCCCCGAGCCCGGCCCGCCCGCAGGUGCCCGCGCUGCCCGGCCGGCCGGCAUGGAGUCCCGCGCGGCCGACGGCUGCUUCCUGGGCGACGUGGGGUUCUGGGUGGAGCGGACACCCGUGCAUGAAGCCGCACAGCGGGGCGAGGCAGUGCGGCUGCAGCAGCUGAUUGAGAGCGGGGCCUGUGUGAACCAAGUGACCGUGGACUCCAUCACACCUCUACACGCCGCCAGCCUGCAGGGCCAGGCCCAGUGUGUGCAGCUUCUGCUGGCAGCUGGUGCCUGGGUGGACGCUCGGAACAUUGAUGGCAGCACCCCACUGUGCGACGCCUGUGCCUCGGGCAGCCUGGAGUGUGUGAAGCUCCUGCUGGCCUAUGGGGCCAAGGUCAACCCCCCGCUGUACACGGCGUCCCCCCUGCAUGAGGCCUGCAUGAGCGGAAGCUCCGAGUGCGUGAGGCUCCUUAUCGACGUCGGGGCCAACCUGGAAGCGCACGACUGUCACUUCGGGACCCCCCUGCAUGUCGCCUGUGCCCGCGAGCACCUAGACUGUGCCAAGGUGCUGCUCAAUGCAGGCGCCAACGUUAACGCAGCCAAGCUGCACGAGACGGCCCUCCACCACGCAGCCAAGGUGAAGAAUGUGGACCUCAUUGAGAUGCUCAUCGAGUUUGGAGGCGACAUCUACGCGCGGGACAACCGGGGCAAGAAGCCGUCAGAUUACACAUGGGGCAGCAGUGCGCCUGCCAAGUGCUUCGAGUUCUACGAAAAGACUCCUCUGACACUGUCCCAGCUGUGCCGGGUGAGCCUGCGGCGGACCGCUGGGGUCCGGGGCCUGGAGAAGAUCGCCAAACUAGACAUACCUCCCCGGCUCAUCGAUUACCUGUCCUACUGCUGACCCCUGCUCAGGGAGCUCCAGAAGCACCUGCUUCCCGUCCCCUCCUGCUUCCAGCUCAUCUUCCCCGAGGACCCCCGAGCCCAGGUCCAGGGUGUGGGCAGGACCCGCCCUGGCAGCUGCUCUGUGCUGGGCUCUGGCUGCGGGCGGUCUGGCCUGCCUUUGCCCCUGCCCUGCCUCCAGGUCCUUCCGGAAGACACCUGUGCAGCUGGGGAGGCCGGGUGGACAGAGGCCAGAUUGCUGAGCGCUUUCUUGGGCCUGGGGUCUGCCCUCACCCGUGGCCCUGCCCCUUAUGGCUCCUAUCCCACUCAAGGCUCAGGUCUUUG
Molecule: messenger RNA, 1306 nt
Organism: Sorex fumeus (smoky shrew)
Lineage: Eukaryota; Metazoa; Chordata; Mammalia; Eulipotyphla; Soricidae
Gene: ASB13
Product: ankyrin repeat and SOCS box containing 13
Exons: 6
Coding region: 147-983 (278 amino acids)
Biological process (GO): positive regulation of protein catabolic process; protein ubiquitination; intracellular signal transduction
Molecular function (GO): protein binding
Source: RefSeq, a predicted model, not a curated record